This is a messenger RNA of Cuculus canorus (common cuckoo), 3868 nucleotides long. It is a transcript of the gene RGS10, whose product is annotated as regulator of G protein signaling 10. The transcript is spliced from 5 exons. NCBI's taxonomy places the organism in Eukaryota, Metazoa, Chordata, Aves, Cuculiformes, Cuculidae. The record is from RefSeq and is a predicted model, not a curated record. Gene Ontology annotation, molecular function: G-protein alpha-subunit binding; GTPase activator activity. Bases 111 to 614 code for a protein of 167 amino acids. Gene Ontology annotation, biological process: regulation of G protein-coupled receptor signaling pathway.
GGCUCGUGCUUUGAACAACCACAAACGGCCCUUCUCUAGUGAGAAAGUUUGAAAUUCAGCUGCUCUUAGGAAAGAAUUGUGUGGGGAUUCAUCCGGUGGUGCUCGGAUACAUGGAAAAGAUAAAUGACAGCGAGAGUCACCCAAGCAGCAGCCACCAAACCUUGAAAGGAACCUCAAAAUGGGCUACGUCACUGGAGAACCUCCUCGAGGAUCCGGAAGGAGUGAAACGCUUUAGGGAAUUUCUAAAGAAAGAAUUUAGCGAAGAAAAUGUUUUGUUCUGGCUGGCAUGUGAAGAAUUUAAGAAAACACAGGGAAAAAAGCAGAUGCAAGAAAAAGCUAAAGACAUUUACAUGACUUUCCUGUCCAGCAAAGCUUCCUCCCAAGUCAAUGUUGAAGGGCAAUCCCGCUUGAACGAGACCAUUUUGGAGACUCCUCACCCUCUCAUGUUUCAGAAGCUCCAGGACCAGAUAUUCAAUCUCAUGAAAUACGACAGCUACAGCCGCUUCUUAAAGUCAGACAUAUUCCUAAACCAGAAGAAGUCCGAGGAGCAAGAGGAGAAUUCACCAGAGGCUCAGACUGCAGCGAAAAGAGCAUCGAGGAUUUACAACACCUGAUAGGAUCAGUCCCUUCAGGAGAGGCAAUACAAUAGGGAAAUUACACUCAGGAACAGUCUAGGUUUAUAGCAGUUGCAUUUAGGGCUUGGAAAGGUCAAAACCUUUUUUAGGAGAUACUUACCUUCUUAAUUGCUUGAACGACUAAUUGUUUUUGCAUGAUAGCUAACAACUAAGCACCCACGGAGAGACUGUUCCUAGCUAGAAGGCUGAGGUAUUCCUCCAUAGCAUGAACUGUAUUUCAGAUUUUACAAGUUAAAAUGCUUUCAGUUUGUUUUAUUUUCUUUGGUAAGACAUUAUGAUGAUGAGAAAUGGGAGAUGGGAUGGUGGGAUUUUUAUUUCUGCCUUGUAAUUUUCAUUUGUGGCCCUUUUUGACAUCCUGACUUGCCGGGAGAAGCUAUUGAGGAGUACAUUUCGCUUUAGUUUGUGGAUGAGUCAUUCGUAGCAAACUUAAUCGUGAGGGAACAACAUCUUUCAGAGUUAAGCUCAACAGAAUGAAGUCCCUUCCUAUAUAACUUUGUUCUUUCCGGGUGAUACCUGUUUUGCUGUGCCUUUAUUGUUGAAUCAAAGCACUUCUAAUCAUGAUUUUAAUUUCUGUAGUUCUUAAACAUCCUUCAUGUAUUUGCAGUAAGCAAUCAACUCCUUCUGAGGAUGGAAAGACCUUUAUUCCUUUGGGAACAAAAUCUCUCGGAGAGAUUCUCUGAGGAGCUUCUAACAGCCCUCAGGAACAUGGCAGGCGAUUCCCACUCUGAGCCCAGUGAUUUCAGCGAAGCCAGACCAGGGCGUGUCCUGUGUGUUAGCGUAACAUCAGAUGCCGGUGUUGGGAACCAUCUGGUCCCUCCUAGCUCUCCUCAGCAAUCCUGCUCUGUGCGUCAAAAAUACUUUGGCACAGGACCAACCAUCAAAGUCUGGCUUUGUUUCACUAAAAUCCUUCCUGUAAAAUCACCCUGCCUAGCUUUGUUUGCCCUGGAGGAGCAUUUCAGGGUUUCCUAAUCAUAAUGCUGAUGGCUGCAGUGGAAUGGGGGGGUUGACAUUGUGGCUCAGCCAUUCUCACGUUAAGCUUGAGAGGAAGGGGAAUCCAUUUCCGUCCAGAGCAAUCAAAGAUGAAAUGUCAGUGGUACAUGAAGAAGCUCCUGAUGAGCCUGCCAUGUUGUCCUGGGACGGUAGCAGAGCUGAAAAGUACAUUUUGGCGUACAGUUUUUCAUGUGAUUGUGUAUUUUUUAAUUAAUUCACUGCAGCAUUACUAAAUUGCUGUUUUAAGUUGGGAAAGCGUAUUCGCUACAUUGAGGAGCCCUAUUGAGGAGCUUCGCUGUGUGUAGUUUAGCUAUUUCACAUUCUCUCAUUAUUUACUCUUUCCUUUUCUGCACUGCUUUUCUUGAACUUGUCUUCGCGUGCUGGCUAAUCUGAAUGCACAGUUAGCUUUUCAUCAUUUUAGAGUUCUUUUUUGGUUGGAAAGCUCAGAUAUGUUUUAUGUAUUACUAUUGCUAGCAACGUUUUAAAACUAAAUCUAGGUUUUAAUUUUUGAGGACGCAAACUUACUUGGUAGAUUCGAUUAUUUCUUUUAACUCUGAGCCACUCUUGCAGGUAACACAGAAAGAAAAUGGUUUCCAUGGGCUCUUCCCUACUUAAAUGUAAGAGGGAAUGGGAGUUCUGGUUCUUCCCCCAGUGCUAAGUGGCCUGUUCAUUUUUAGGAAUCAGAGAAUCAUGGUUUGAGUCGGAAGGGACCUUAGAGAUCGUCUAAUUCCACCCCCCCUGCCAUGGGCAGGGACACCUCCCACUGGAUCAGGGUGCUCAGUUGAAGAAGGAAAUUAAAGAAGAGGUCAGUGCCUCCGUAUGUGUUUUAAGAUGUAGUUCUUAUGCACUGAAUUCAUUUUCCUUUCAUGCUCUUGAAAGGUCUAAUGAAGUCAUACCCUUGCUUCAGGCACUUUCAGUGGUGUUUGACCUCAUGCUGAAGUUGUAUUUCAGUGUUUUCCUGAAUAGGGAUGAAGUGAGCACAUGCAUGAAUCCUUUUGUUGCCACGGGGCCCAGGAAAUGGGACUGUCCUGUUCUGGACUUGCCGGGUCUUUGUGAUAUCAGGAUUACCUCUUUUGAACAGUCACUGUAAUAACGAACGCUUAACGCUUGCCGUAGCAAAGGAUGGAACUUCUGGUACCACUGGAGUCCUUGGGAGCAGGCUGCUUAAACGCAUUCGGGAGUUGGGAUUUGUCUCUUCCCAUUUAGUGAUGCGGAAGAAUGCAGGAUGGGAACUUUCCUGGGGAAGUGCAGGAUGACCUCUUACCACAUCCGUCACGUGGAUGUGCAGUAGAUUCAUUUUUAAUCAUUGAUUUUUAAAAAGGCACGAGUAAGGGAGGACAGUCUUCGAAAAUAAUAAUAAUAAAACCAGAAGCUGCCUGGACAACGGUAGGGCGUUAAAGAGAGACAAUACUCAUUUUGUAGCUGCUUAUAGACCCUGUUUUCCUUGGAAAUAUGGUCUCUAUCAGGUACUAUAUUGUUCGCUUUUUAAGACCAAAUGCCCCACAGGAGUAGACACAAAGGUGUUUUGCAUUGCUGCCAACCAAAACUUACUCACAAGGAAGUGCGUCUUUUAGCAGCGUCUCAGUGUCUGUGGUGUUUAUUUCAAUACCUGUGAUGUUUCUAAGGUAAUAUACCUAAAUCCACAAAAUUCUUCAUCUUUGAGUUGCUCUUUUGUCUCGGCAGUAGAAAGUUCCUUGCUCCAUUGUUUGUCUCGUUUGUGGAGUCUGCUGUUGGUUGGUUCUUUAGAAGACAACCAGCAACCAGACCUGCAAGGAGCAGAAAUUAAGGCAUUUUUAUUCAUUAUAUCAUCUUUAUUUUCCAGUUAAAGAGCAAAAUAGAACCAUGGAAGCAGAUGGCUGUAAUUGCAUCAGGUGUAUCUGUGGAGAAGGUUAUUUUGCUUCUGUCUGUGCUGUCACUGAUCAAACUUACUUUGUGUAAUACGUGGUAUUUUCUCUAUGUAGCAUAAAACAAAUCGGGCAGAAAAAGAACUGAGUUUCCCUGUAAGUGAAUCCUGCAUUCCUGGAACAACUGUAAGCAUCACAUCGAGCCUCAGGCUGUAAGUGGGUACUUGGAGUUGCUUCAUAGACAGAUUUAAGACAGGAUCUACUCCUUUUAGUAGGACUUACGCCAAAGGUAUGAACACAGAAAGCAAACAAGAGAAGUUUGAUGCCUGACUGCAUGCCUUGAACUCUACCAUAUUGUGUAUUUUUCUCAGCUAAAAAUUAAAAUGUUCUCCAAAUACA